GAGAUUACAAUGGUAUUCUUUCCGCCGAGAUGGGUCCCAUCGCUGCCAUUUGGUCUGUAUUUUCAAGUCUGCCCUUUCUUCACACAACAAUUUUGACAUUAUGAUGUAGACCCACCGGAUUCGGUGCCCAUCCAUCAAUUCAUGCAAGAUGAAUCGAUCCGCCCGGUGCCAAUUACUAAGAGCCACCAUCCGUUUACCUGCGGAGUCACGGGUGCGACUUACACCCACCAAGAGUUCUUUGACAGAUCCGAGAGACUUUCCCGAACACUUGCAAACCAACAUGGCUGGGCCCCAGACGCUCAGACACCAUGGGACAAGGUUGCUUGUAUCUUCUCACUCAACACCAUCGACUACAUGACAGCGGCGUAUGCUGUCCACCGCCUCUCUGGAAUCGUAACGCCUGCCAACGCCGUAUACACGCCCGCAGAGCUAGCCCAUCAACUCACAUCGUCUGGCUCAAAGGCGCUCUUCACAUGCCCUUCCCUCAUCACCACCGCUGUCGCGGCUGCUGAGAUAGCAGGCCUUCAGCGGCGACAUAUCUACCUGCUGCCAGUUACCGGCGAAGCGGUCCCUCAGGGCAACGACCUGUGGACGCUGGAGGACAUGAUCAGCAAAGGCUCAUCACUGACACCAGUACCGCCACUUGUCUUUGGUAAAGGUCAAGGCGCGGAGCAACCGGCUUUUCUCUGUUAUUCAAGCGGCACGUCUGGGAACCCGAAAGCAGUAAUGAUCUCGCAUCGCAAUGUGAUCGCAAACAUUCUGCAGAUGUACGCAUAUGAGUCCCGGGGUCGUCAGGAGAAGCGUGUCGAGUCCCAAGUACUUCUUGCUCCCCUGCCCAUGAGUCACAUCUACGCACUGGUCGUCGCUGCUCACGUCGCCGUAUGGCGCGGCGACGGCUUCAUUAUCCUGCCAAAGUAUGAGCUCGAGAGCUUUCUUGGUGCAAUACAGAGAUUCAAAGUUCAGCAGAUACUAGUGGUACCACCAAUCCUGCUCCAGAUCCUACGCUCAAGGGAUAUUUGUGCAAAAUACGAUUUAAACAGCGUACGAUUCCUCUUCAGCGGUGCAGCGCCGUUGGGAGAGGAGACUAUUAAUGAAAUCAAAAAUGUGUACCCGAAGUGGACUAUCGCUCAGGCUUAUGGCAUGACCGAGACGAGUGUAUGUGUUACCGUCCCCAGCGAGCACGAUAUCGUCCCAAGGGCGUCGGGGUCACUCCUGCCAGACAUGGCCAUUAAGCUCUUGGGCGAGGACGGCAAAGAGAUCACAACUCACGACCAGCCGGGUGAGAUCUAUGUCCGCAGCCCGUCGGUCGUCCUGGGCUAUCUUCGCAACGACAAGGCGAACUCGGAGACUUUCAUCAGUGGUGCGGACGGCCGCUGGAUAAGAACCGGAGAUAUCGGGUUGAUGACAAAGGUUCCAUCUGGUAAUGAGCAACUCGUCAUCGUAGACCGGAUCAAGGAGAUGAUCAAGGUGAUGGGUCACCAGGUUGCACCAGCCGAGCUUGAAGCACAUCUGCUCGCACACCCGUUGGUUGCAGAUUGCGCCGUCAUUCAGAUCCCUGAUCCCAAGGCUGGAGAGGUACCGAAAGCAUUUGUUGUCCGAUCGCCGACUGCCAUGUCGGAAGCGGAGGGUAGCGUGUCGGCCGCCCUGAAGGCAUGGGUCACCGACCAUAAAGCUCCCUACAAGGCUUUGAGAGGGGGUAUUGAGUUUGUGGAUGUCAUCCCGAAGAGCCCCAGCGGCAAGAUUCUGCGACGAGAGCUAAGAGAGCGAGAGAAGGGAAAGCUUACACCUAAAGCAAAGUUGUGA
This is a messenger RNA of Diaporthe batatas, 1803 nucleotides long. RefSeq lists its product as uncharacterized. Lineage: Eukaryota; Fungi; Ascomycota; Sordariomycetes; Diaporthales; Diaporthaceae. The transcript has 6 exons. Gene Ontology annotation, molecular function: CoA-ligase activity. Bases 142 to 1803 code for a protein of 553 amino acids. The record is from RefSeq and is a predicted model, not a curated record.